Messenger RNA from Penicillium bovifimosum, 1725 nucleotides. Its product is annotated as MFS transporter. Gene Ontology annotation, molecular function: transmembrane transporter activity. The transcript is spliced from 11 exons. Gene Ontology annotation, biological process: transmembrane transport. The record is from RefSeq and is a predicted model, not a curated record. Bases 1 to 1725 code for a protein of 574 amino acids. Gene Ontology annotation, cellular component: membrane. NCBI's taxonomy places the organism in Eukaryota, Fungi, Ascomycota, Eurotiomycetes, Eurotiales, Aspergillaceae.
AUGUCUCCGCGAUCAAGCACAGACAUAUCUCACCCAAACCUCGAAAAGGAGAACCCGGACAACCCCAUGAUUCCCGAAACAACUAAUAAAAGCAACAAUGAAAUCGACCGCACAGAAUCCGAAGAUGUAACUUACGCCCCAAUAAACUCUCCUCUCGCCCACGACAAUCGCGAACCGCUUCAAAAACAGCAUUCUAAUGCAUCUAGAUCAGUUGCGUCCAGGUCUCUGGAGCGCAGCUGGUCUUUAAACGACGGCGUCAGUAUUUGCGGCCAUGAAAUCGCCGACGAGGCUGCGGUGGCGACUGAGGACACAGCAUACACUGUGAGCUGGGAGGAGAAAGAUCCCAUGAACCCGCGCAAUAUGAGUAAGCCGCGGCGCUGGUUAAUUGUUUGCAUUGUCUCUAUGGGUUCGCUUUGUGUGACUUGUACUUCGUCGAUGUAUACCACGACUUACAGUCAAAUCAUGGAAGAAUUUGGGUGUUCGCAGAUAGUUGCGACUUUGGGGUUGUCUUUUUUCAUUUGGGGUCUUGGAAUUGGCCCACUCGUCUUGAGUCCUUUGUCUGAGUUCUAUGGCCGAAGAAACAUUUACAUCGUUUCUUUUUCGCUUUUUCUCAUAUGGCUUAUUCCAUGUGCUGUGGCCAAGAACACUCAAACCAUGCUCGUUUCUCGGUUCUUCAAUGGGUUGGCUGGAAGUGCCUUUUUGAGCGUAGCUGGAGGCACUGUUGGAGAUAUCUUUGACCGCCAUGAGCUUGCCCUUCCCAUGAUGCUCUACACUGCGAGUCCAUUCGUGGGGCCCGAAGUUGGCCCUCUGGUCGGUGGCUUCAUCAAUGCCUUUACAACAUGGCGCUGGACGUUCUAUGUACUCCUCAUUUGGACUGGAGUGCUGCUCGUCUCAAUUAUAUUAUUUGUCCCAGAGACCUAUCACCCAGUACUCUUGAGGCGCAAGGCUGAGAAACUCCGCAAGGACACUGGGGAUAAUCGAUGGGUAGCUCCGAUCGAGAAGAUGGAGCACACAGUGGCCCAAACGGUGACAAGAUCAAUGUGGAGACCCCUCCUUCUCUUGGCAUUGGAGCCAAUGUGUCUAUGCCUUUGCCUUUUCUCGGCCAUUUUAUUAGGCAUUCUGUACCUCUUCUUCGGUGCCUUCCAGCUCGUCUUCUCUGAGGUGUAUGGGAUGGUUAUCUGGCAGCGUGGCCUUUGCUUCCUCGGUCUAUUUGUUGGAAUGGUCAUCGCCAUCCUGUCAGAUCCGCUCUGGCGCCGAAACUAUAUCCGUCUGGAGCGCAACCAUGAGCAAGCGACGAACAAGUUCGAUGAUUUCCAGCCCGAGUGGCGACUGCCUCAAGCAAUUUUGGGAGGACCCUUGGUCACAAUAGGCCUUUUCAUAUUUUCAUGGACGAUCUACCCCCAUGUACAUUGGAUUGUGCCUAUCAUUGGUAGUGGUCUAUUUGGUGCAGGAACAAUCCUGGUGUUCUCAGGCGUCUUCACCUUCCUAGUCGAUGCAUAUCCCACAUAUGCCGCCAGUGCACUGGCAGCGAACAGUUUCAGUCGCUCUUCGUUUGGAGGCAUCUUCCCAUUAUUUGGAAUUCAAAUGUACAACAACUUAGGAUUUCACUGGGCGACAUCGUUGCUUGCGUUCCUGACCCUCGUCAUGACCCCUUUCCCUUAUCUCUUCUAUCGAUACGGAAGCUGGAUUCGAACCAAGAGUCGGUUUGCGAAAUCGCAGAGGUGA